Molecule: messenger RNA, 354 nt
Organism: Gastrolobium bilobum
Lineage: Eukaryota; Viridiplantae; Streptophyta; Magnoliopsida; Fabales; Fabaceae
Product: gibberellin-regulated protein 5-like
Exons: 5
Coding region: 1-354 (117 amino acids)
Source: RefSeq, a predicted model, not a curated record
AUGGCCAGAAUACUAAGCAUCGUUAUGCUUUGCCUAGUUGCAAUGCUGCUGCUUCAUGUGGAGAGCCAUGCUGAGAUUGUUGUCUCUCCCAUGGAGGCUUCAGCACCGCAGCCCAUGUUUAAAACCUUCCAAUUUCAGAAUGGCACCACUGAAGGCAGUCUUCAACCAGAAGAAUGCGGUCCUCGUUGCGCAUACAGAUGCUCUAAUACAGGACACAAGAAGCCAUGCAUGUUCUUCUGCCAAAAGUGCUGUGAAAAAUGCUUGUGUGUGCCUCCUGGAACUUAUGGCAACAAGGAGGUCUGCCCCUGCUAUAAUAACUGGAAGACCAAAAGGGGAGGACCCAAAUGUCCCUGA